AUGGUGUUGUCAGAGCUGAGAGAUGAAUUUUGGAUCCUGAGAGCCCGACAGACGAUAAAAAAGGCACUACACCACUGCCUGCCCUGCAAAAUUUCGAAAAACACCCGAGGCCAAGAAAUUGAAGCACCACUGCCAGCCGAUCGUCUCAAACCCACUAAGCCCUUCACCGUCACCGGUGUUGAUUUCGCAGGUCCCCUCUAUGUCAAGGUGGGGAGCCUGACACAGAAAGCUUACAUCGUACUCUUCACCUGCGCAACAACCAGAGCUCUGCAUCUUGAGCUUGCCUCGGAUAUGGGUACCGACAAGUUUCUAAUGGCCUUUAGAAGGUUCUCCGGAAGAAGAGGAAUCCCACAAACCAUAUACUUUGACAACGUGAGGACGUUCCACGCUGCUAGCAAGGAGUUGGCAGAGCUCAGUCAGGUUUUUGCCGACCAACGAACAAGCCAGCACUUCGCCCACAACGGAAUCUCGUGGAAAUUCAUCGCAUCACGGGCGGCUUGGUGGGGAGGCUGGUGGGAACAAAUGGUGGGAACAGUAAAACGUUGCCUAAGAAAGGUGUUGGGUAAAAGCCAAAUCAAUGAAGAAGCCCUUGGAACACUGUUAAUGGAAGUAGAAGCCACCAUAAAUUCUAGACCAAUCGUUCAAGACGACUCCGAUGUGCUGGCGCCAACUCACUUUCUGAAUGGUGAACGCUUGACAGCAUUGCCCACCGGUCUGGAGCCCACCACCCGAGACAACCUCAGAAAAGAAGACAGACUUAGGGAGGAAAUCCAGGAAGACUUCCUAAAGACCCUGACUACUACAAUAAGGAAGUGA
This is a messenger RNA of Cryptotermes secundus, 816 nucleotides long. RefSeq lists its product as uncharacterized. The coding region runs from base 1 to 816 and encodes 271 amino acids. Gene Ontology annotation, biological process: DNA integration. The transcript has a single exon. The record is from RefSeq and is a predicted model, not a curated record. Lineage: Eukaryota; Metazoa; Arthropoda; Insecta; Blattodea; Kalotermitidae. Gene Ontology annotation, molecular function: nucleic acid binding.